UAGCCCCGUUUGCGAACCCGGCAGCUGACUUGAUCAGAAUGGUUUGGGGAGGCUCCAAAAGUAACCUUAGCUGAGCAGGCUGUGUCUUUAAAGGAAGUGCAGCGCACAACAACAGAGAGUGCAAGACUACAACAUGUCCCGCUUCACUGCCGCUGUCGGGGUUUUCACUGCACUUAUAUAUGCAGUGCAAUUAACACCAUUGGUUCCACUGGAAGAUGAGUAUCAUUUCAAAACAUGGAUGUCACAGCACAGUAAGGACUAUGACUUGACAGAAUACAGCUAUCGGCUGCGGAUAUUCACCGAGAACAAGAGGACGAUCGAUCAUCACAAUGCCGGGGACCACUCCUUCAAAAUGGGGCUCAGUCAGUUCACAGACAUGACAUUUGGAGAAUUUAAGAAGUCAUAUCUUUUGACCGAGCCUCAGAACUGCUCCGCGACCAAAGGGAAUCAUGUAGUCAGCAGUGGACCUUACCCUGACUCUGUAGACUGGAGGGAGUUGGGCAACUUUGUGACGCCAGUCAAGAACCAGGGCCACUGUGGCAGUUGCUGGACAUUUUCCACCACUGGCUGCUUGGAGUCUGUCACUGCCAUUGCAAGAGGGAAGCUCCUACUGCUGUCUGAGCAGCAACUAGUAGACUGUGCCCAGGCCUUCAACAACCACGGAUGCAAUGGGGGGCUUCCUAGUCAGGCGUUUGAGUAUAUCAGAUACAACGGGGGCAUUAUGACUGAAGCAGACUAUCCCUACAAAGGCUCAGAUGCCCCCUGCCAAUUUGUGCCUGGGUUGGAGGCUGCUUUCGUCAGAGAUGUGAUCAACAUAACCUCUUAUGAUGAGAAGGCGAUGGUUGAUGCAGUUGCCAGACUCAACCCUGUCAGUCUUGGCUUUGAGGUCACCUCUGAUUUCAUGCACUACAAGGAAGGAGUUUAUACCAGCUCCAUGUGUAGCAACACUACGGACACUGUGAACCAUGCCGUGCUGGCUGUGGGGUAUGGCGUGGAGGAAGAAGGAGGGGCACCAUAUUGGAUCGUGAAGAACUCCUGGGGCCCCAGUUGGGGAAUCGAUGGAUAUUUCCUUAUCGAACGAGGAAGGAAUAUGUGUGGACUGGCGGCUUGCUCUUCAUACCCUUUGGUCUGACUGACAACAAAACCAAAACCAGUGAAGAAGAAGUGAAAGCUGAACAGGAAGUCAAACCAUAAGGGAACAAGAAUAGUCAACGUGUGACAUGGAAUGCUGUCUACUUAUAUGCAGUUAUUUUAAAAAUGUUUGACUUUAACACUAAAUUCAGGUGAUGUUAAUGCAAUCUAUAUGAAUAAAAGACAAAUUAGAGGAUA
This is a messenger RNA of Gadus morhua (Atlantic cod), 1329 nucleotides long. RefSeq names its product cathepsin H (gene ctsh). The coding region runs from base 134 to 1132 and encodes 332 amino acids. Gene Ontology annotation, biological process: proteolysis. NCBI's taxonomy places the organism in Eukaryota, Metazoa, Chordata, Actinopteri, Gadiformes, Gadidae. The transcript has 12 exons. Gene Ontology annotation, molecular function: cysteine-type peptidase activity. The record is from RefSeq and is a predicted model, not a curated record.